AUGCUAUUUGCACCACCGAAACAAGAAUCCGGUCCAUUUGCUCCGUUGGGCGAUAGUGGCGGUGGUCUAAUGGCACAAACAGACGAUGGUCGUUGGGUGCUGCUUGGUAUUAAUUCAUUUUCUGGCUCAUGUAGGGAGCUGUUCAGAAAAACGAAUAUCCCGGCCAUACAAGGCCAUACGAAUGUUGCACUUUAUGCAGCCGAUAUUGCUCGCUUUACCGGCUUCUUUUUACCAUUGGUGCAUGUUUGA
This is a messenger RNA of Gongylonema pulchrum, 249 nucleotides long. NCBI's taxonomy places the organism in Eukaryota, Metazoa, Nematoda, Chromadorea, Rhabditida, Gongylonematidae. The record is from the annotation of a GenBank genome assembly.